AACGAAACAGGCGUACGGUACCAGUGAAUAGUCAGUCAGCUAUUGAAAAAUAGCUACAAGACAAAGAACUAUUUUUAGUGUUGGAAAAUAAUUUUUGUAUUAUUCUCCAGAGCCGUAGGCUGUAUUCAGUGUACAUACUUUGUGCGUAUUAUUGCAAGGAAAUAAUGAAGUCCUUUAUGGGUCUGGAUAAUUGCGCCUACGUUAUUUUGCUCUUCGUCUUGCUAGCAAAGUUCAGUGCAGCAGACUUGGAGCAGGCGAAGAAUCGGCGCGGCACCUCGGGACUUUAUGCGUUUCCACGCGUGGGACGCAGCGAUCCGAGUCUGGCCAACAGCCUGCAUGAUGCCAACGAUGCUGCAGUGGCCUUUGACAAUAUUUACGGCAAUGGUGGCGUUGCCUCCCUGGAGGACUACGAAGAAUACCCGAAGAAUGAAUUCAAGCGCGCUAGUCUAAUUGCUUUCCCGCGUGUGGGACGUGGCGAUGCCGAAUUGCGUAAAUGGGCGCAUUUAAUGGCCCUACAGCAGGCGCUGGAUAAGCGCACCGGACCGAGCGCAUCGUCGGGCUUGUGGUUCGGACCACGUCUGGGCAAGCGUAGCGUCGACGCCCAUGAGUAUCAGGAAGCGGCCAAAGGACAAAAGGAACUGUACUAGAUGCCCCAAAAAUUUCCUACACACUCUCGCAUCCACACUGGACCCCCGAAAAUCAUGCACAUGGACUAUGAUCAGAAAUAUGUUUAGAGAUAAUGCACGCAGUAAGGUAUCGAGGCACUUGUACUUGUAGGUAAAACCAAUCCGUUUUUUGCACCUUAUUUACAUUUCGGAAGUGCUACAGAGAGAUCAGCUAUUUAUGGAACAUUUUUAACGGCUAUAUAACAAAUAUGUAUAAUCGAAAUUUCAUGAAGAAAAAAAAAAACAAAAACAAGGUGCCACUAAGAACUGGCGCCUCAAUGGGCUGGUGGGGGCUUUCAUUGAAGUGUAAUGUUCAAUGUUCGGUUCAAUGAAAGUCUUUGAAAAUAUUCACACACACAAUUUUACACUUGAACUUACGCUCUAUUCAAUUAAAGGAAAUGCCUAAAUACUUAUGUGUAAAUAAUAUUGUUACAUACUUAUUUGUGAUGCUCAAAGUUAAAAGCACAUUUAAUAUGCACAGGAAGAUAAAGAAAACCAAAUAAACUACAGCUGCAUGAA
Messenger RNA from Scaptodrosophila lebanonensis, 1184 nucleotides. It is a transcript of the gene Capa, whose product is annotated as cardio acceleratory peptide 2b. The transcript has 3 exons. Bases 165 to 647 code for a protein of 160 amino acids. The record is from RefSeq and is a predicted model, not a curated record. Lineage: Eukaryota; Metazoa; Arthropoda; Insecta; Diptera; Drosophilidae.